UUGUCCAUCUUUACGGAUCAGAGUUCUGCACGGCUAAUUGAGUGUUUAAGACCUAUAUAUAAGAUAACGCACGUACCAUGCAACUCCUACAAUUGUAUCAAAUUAAACACCCUUAAUUCUCUACCUAAAUAUCUCCCCUUAUAUUCUCUAACAAACAUGGAUUUGUUGAGCUACAUAAAGUGGAUAUUACCAUUAUAUGCUACAUCCUAUUUAAUUGUUUCACUUGCAAAAUACAAGUCAUACGUUAAAAAACUACCUCCUGGACCCUCCCCUUUGCCUAUUAUUGGCAAUCUCUUGAACCUUUUACCUCACAUCACCAAACCUCACAAGUACUUUGAUGAACUUGCUGAGACUCAUGGCCCCAUCAUGAGCCUUCAGCUUGGUUCCACGACCGCCAUUGUCGUAUCAAAUGCCAUGCUUGCCAAACAAGUCCUCCUUAAUAGCCAUGACACCCUAUAUGACCUUGAUGCUUUUCGAGCUAGCGAUCAUGAUAAGUUCUCCAUUGGACCACUAUCAGCCUCUUCUCCCAUGUGGAGAAUUCUUAGAAAAAUCUACAACAACCGACUAUUGAGUGAAAAGAUGCUCGAAUCAAUGAAGUCUCAUAGGUACCGAAAGUUGGAGGACUUGCUAUGUUAUAUGAAAGAAUGCUCGCAAACCAACAUUGUUGUCGAUGUUGGACAAACGAUUUAUGAUGCUUCUUUCGAUAUUAUAUCUAGCACUAUUUUCUCUAUGGAUUCGAGUAGUGAUUCGAGGAUAAAAGAGAUUAAGGAUUUAAUGGAAUGUAUCAUAAAUGAGAUUGGGAGACCUAACAUAGUAGAAUGUUAUCCCAUUCUUAAAUUGAUCGAUCCACAACGCAUUAGACACCGGCUAACAAGUUAUUGUGUUAGAUUGUUUAAGUUAUUUGAUGAAGUUUUAGCAUUGAGACUAAAGUCUAAGAAUGAUCAAAUGCACAUUUCAAAUUCGUACCACGAUGAUCUAUUGGACGUGAUGUUAGAUGUUAUGGAAGAACAAAGGGACGAAAUCAAUCAAGAUCAUCUUUACCAUCUGCUGUUGGAUCUUCUUGGUUCUGGAAUGGACACCACCUCAAAAACAGUGGAGUGGGCAAUGACAGAGUUACUUAGAAAUCCUAUGGCUCUAAGCAAGUUGCAAGAAGAAUUAGAUGGAUUGAUGCUAAAAUGCAAUAUGGAAUAUAUAUUGGAAUCGCAUAUCUUUGAACUUCCAUACCUACAAGCAAUAGUUAAAGAAACCCUUAGACUUCAUCCAGCAGCUCCAUUGUUACUCCCUCGCAAAGCAGAAAAGGAUGUAGAAUUUGACGGCUUUCAAAUCCCUAAGGAUACAAUGCUUAUAGUUAAUGCAUGGACUAUUAAUCGCGAUCCACAUACUUGGUCUAACCCGAAUUCAUUCAUUCCAGAGAGAUUCUUGGGGUCGGAGAUUGAGGUUAAGAGCCAAUUUAGCCAACUCUUUACAUUUGGUGGAGGAAAGAAAAUUUGCCCGGGGAUGCCCUUGGCCAUUCGCAUGAUUUCUUUGGUAUUGGGUAAUUUGAUUCACUCGUUUAAUUGGAAAUUUGAAGAUUUUGAGGAGUUGCAACGGGUUUUAGACAUGGAUGAUCUAUGUGGAAUUACAAUAAAGAAGACCAAAUCACUACGUGCUAUUCUGAUUAAUCGUUCGUGAUAAUUUAUGUUGAAGCUACGAUUUUUAUUUUUUAUAUAUAUAUAUUUUUUGAAAUAUGAAGCUAAGAUUUAUGAUGCACAUACUAAUUAAUCCAAAAUUAGUU
This is a messenger RNA of Chenopodium quinoa (quinoa), 1774 nucleotides long. Its product is annotated as cytochrome P450 76AD1-like. Gene Ontology annotation, molecular function: monooxygenase activity; iron ion binding; heme binding. NCBI's taxonomy places the organism in Eukaryota, Viridiplantae, Streptophyta, Magnoliopsida, Caryophyllales, Amaranthaceae. The coding region runs from base 157 to 1671 and encodes 504 amino acids. The transcript is spliced from 2 exons. The record is from RefSeq and is a predicted model, not a curated record.